Molecule: messenger RNA, 1674 nt
Organism: Aspergillus oryzae RIB40
Lineage: Eukaryota; Fungi; Ascomycota; Eurotiomycetes; Eurotiales; Aspergillaceae
Gene: dps1
Product: putative aspartyl-tRNA synthetase Dps1
Exons: 2
Coding region: 1-1674 (557 amino acids)
Biological process (GO): aspartyl-tRNA aminoacylation
Cellular component (GO): cytosol; cytoplasm; aminoacyl-tRNA synthetase multienzyme complex
Molecular function (GO): ATP binding; aspartate-tRNA ligase activity; RNA binding
Source: RefSeq, a predicted model, not a curated record
AUGGCGGACUCCGAAUUGCCCACUCGCCCUAAGCCCGAGGAGACCCCCGCCGCGGCCCCCGCGGAGGGUGCGGAGCAGAGCAAGAGCGCCAGCAAGAACGCUGCGAAGAAGGCCGCAAAGGAGAAGGCCAAGGCCGAGAAAGCUGCUGCGCGCGCCGCCCAGGAGAAGGCUCAGGCCGCCGCUGCUGAGGCCAACGACACCGCAAAGGAUCUCUACGGCAAGAUCCCCGAAUCCGAAGACGUCCUCCCCACCACGAAGUUCGAUGAUAUUACCGAUGACCACUACGAGAAGGAGAUCACCGUGGUCGCUCGUGUGGACAAUGCCCGUGUUCAGAGUGCCAAGCUGGCCUUCCUGAUGCUCAGACAGCAGGGCAAGAAGGUGCAGGCUGUUAUUGCCGCUGCGGAGCCCAUCUCGAGACAGAUGGUCAAGUACACCGGUGGACUGAACGUCAACUCCAUUGUCCAGGUUACUGGUGUCGUCAAGAAGCCCCAGGUGCCCAUUGCCUCGGCUACACUUAACAACCAUGAACUGCACAUCCGCAAGGUCUACACGAUUGCUGAGGCCGCUCAACAGCUUCCUAUGCAGGUCAAGGAUGCCGAGAGACCGCCUCCGGAGACCACCGAGGAGGGCAACGAGGUUGACGCUGAUGGCGUCCCCAUCGUCACUCUUAAGACCCGUCUUGACAACCGUGUCCUCGAUCUGCAGACUGAGACUAGCCAGGCUAUUACUUGGAUCUCGAGCGGCGUUGCAGAGUUAUUCGCAGAGUACAUGAUCAAGAGCGGCUCGCGGUGGAUCUUCACUCCUAAGCUGGUUUCUUCCGCUACGGAAGGUGGCAGUAACGUUUUCGAGGUCAAGUACUUCAAGAGGAACGGAUACUUGGCCCAGAGCCCACAGCUGUACAAGCAGAUGUGUAUCGCCGGUGACAUGGAAAGCGUGUUCGAGAUUGCUCCCGUUUUCCGUGCGGAGGACAGCAACACCCACAGACAUUUGACUGAGUUCUCCGGUCUUGAUUUCGAGAAGACCUUCCACGGCCACUACCAUGAGGUCUUGGAUUUCGCCGAAGACCUCCUCGUCUUCAUUCUUACCCAGCUUAAGGAGCGCUACAAGGAUCAGAUCGCUGUUAUCCAGAAGUCCUACCCCAAGGCUGGCGACUUCAAGCUUCCCAAGGACGGCAAGGCCCUGCGCUUGAACUACAUGGACGGUGUCGCUCUGUUGAAGGAGGCCGGUGUCGACGUCUCCGAGCAGGAACGAUUUGAGAACGACUUCAGCACGGCUAUGGAGAAGCAGCUUGGCCAGAUCAUUCGCGAGAAGUACGACACUGAUUUCUACGUCCUGGACAAGUUCCCCAUGGCCGUGCGCCCCUUCUACACCAAGGCCGACCCCAAGGAUGCCCGCUUCUCCAACUCGUAUGACUUCUUCAUGCGUGGUGAAGAGAUCAUGUCCGGUGCCCAGCGUAUUAACGACGUCAACGAGCUGAUGGAGUCGAUGCGCGCCAAGGGCAUCAACCCCGACCAGGAGGGCUUUGAGGACUACCUGAAUGCUUUCCGCCAAGGCUGCCCUCCCCACGCCGGUGGUGGUCUUGGUCUGAACCGUAUUGUCAUGUUCUUCCUGGGUCUGCCCAACGUUCGUUUGGCGACCUUGUUCCCCCGUGACCCUCAGCGUCUGCGCCCGUAA